CCCUCAAAAUUCGAAUUUCCCAUUUGGACCCUCGACCUACGAGAAAACGUAAUUCUUCCAAAUGCAGGGCUCAAGACAUGUCGCUUCGCGGUUGCUCCACUGACCGCGGGAAGGCAGCGUUGCCGGCGACCGGGAACGCCGAUCGCCGCGGCGGAGACGGCUUCGCGGUUGGGGACUCUGACACUGACGAUAACCAGAAUUUGAGGUUGGUGCUGAAUCCGCACAAGAAUCACAAGCCGGAAGAGUACGAUGACUUGGAAUUGGAUUUCUCACCCGCGAUUUUCAGCUCGAUGGAGAGGCACCUCCCAUCCACAAUGCUCGAUGCGUCCCGUGACGAUAAGGUCAAGUACAUUCGCGACAUUCUGCUCGAUUAUCUGCCACCGGGAGAGCGAAACAGAGAUCAAAAACAAAGAGAAUACAGACAGAAGAUAUUAGCAAAUUAUCAGCCUCUGCAUCAAGAGUUGUACACUAUUGAUCCUACAACAUUCUUUGUCCCAAAGUUUCUGAAAGCAAUUAAUGAUAAUACAGAACAAAGCUUUAGAAGUAUAAUGUCUGAGCCCGCUCCAGGCAUUUUUACAUUUGAGAUGCUUCAGCCACACUUUUGUGAGUUAUUGGUAUCUGAGGUUGAAAAUUUUGAGAAGUGGGUUAAAGCAGCAAAAUUUCAGGUUAUGCGUCCCAGUACUAUGAAUAAAUAUGGUUCUGUACUUGAUGACUUUGGCCUUCAAACCAUGCUUGACAAGCUUAUGCAAGGUUUUAUCUGUCCUUUGUCAAAAGUAUUUUUUGCAGAAAUUGGUGGAUCAACUCUAGAUUCUCAUCAUGGCUUUAUUGUUGAAUAUGGUAAAGAUAGAGAUGUUGACUUGGGUUUACAUGUCGAUGACUCGGAGGUAAGCUUAAAUGUUUGCUUGGGUAGGCAAUUUUCUGGAGGGGAAUUGUUUUUUCGGGGCAUGCGAUGUGAUCAGCAUGCACAUACAGAAAGUUAUUCAAAGGAGGUCUUUGACUAUUCCCAUGUCCCUGGACAAGCUGUGCUUCAUCAUGGUCGUCAUCGCCAUGGUGCUAGAGCUACAACAUCGGGUUAUCGUAUCAAUCUACUUCUAUGGUGCAGAAGUUCUGUUUUUAGAGAGAUGAAAAGGUAUAAAAAUGAUUUCUCUACCUGGUGUGCUGUGUGCUAUCAAGAGAGGAAAAACAGGCUGCUCGAGUCAAUUGAUGAGACCAGAUUGGCACUGUCCAGGAGGGAGGGCAAAACAAUUGCAUAAUCUGUUUUGUUCAGAUGAUCAGUGGAAAUGGAUGGUUGAAAAGUAAUGUAGCCGUAAUUAUUUAUUCCAAUGAGCCUAUGAUUACCAAAGGAGUGGGAUAACUUUACCGACCGCUUGGAUUCUUUCAUCCAAAAAUAGUUACUGCCUAUAUGUUUUAUCAAAUGAUUCUAAAUUCU
Molecule: messenger RNA, 1429 nt
Organism: Abrus precatorius (Indian licorice)
Lineage: Eukaryota; Viridiplantae; Streptophyta; Magnoliopsida; Fabales; Fabaceae
Exons: 9
Coding region: 78-1253 (391 amino acids)
Molecular function (GO): L-ascorbic acid binding; oxidoreductase activity, acting on paired donors, with incorporation or reduction of molecular oxygen; iron ion binding
Source: RefSeq, a predicted model, not a curated record